Messenger RNA from Salvelinus namaycush (lake trout), 13248 nucleotides. RefSeq names its product protocadherin-16-like. The transcript has 28 exons. Gene Ontology annotation, cellular component: cell-cell junction; plasma membrane. Gene Ontology annotation, biological process: homophilic cell-cell adhesion. The record is from RefSeq and is a predicted model, not a curated record. Gene Ontology annotation, molecular function: calcium ion binding. NCBI's taxonomy places the organism in Eukaryota, Metazoa, Chordata, Actinopteri, Salmoniformes, Salmonidae. The coding region runs from base 1 to 9795 and encodes 3264 amino acids.
AUGACACAUAUUGGCUAUGAGUUCUGCAUACCUCACUAUCUGUAUAAGACAUUCAUUGGAGUCUUGGUGUCGUCAGAGAAUAGUUAUCCUGGUAUCCUCAACUCACCUUACGAGUUCUGGUCAGAGAAUAGUUACCCUGGUAUCCUCAACUCACCUUACGAGUUCUGGUCAGAGAAUAGUUACCCUGGUAUCCUCAACUCACCUUACGGGUUCUGGUCAGAGAAUAGUUACCCUGGUAUCCUCAACUCCCCUUACGGGUUCUGGUCAGAGAAUAGUUACCCUGGUAUCCUCAACUCACCUUACGAGUUCUGGUCAGAGAAUGGUUAUCCUGGUAUCCUCAGCUCACCUUACGAGUUCUGGUCAGAGAAUGGUUACCCUGGUAUCCUCAGCUCACCUUACGGGUUCCGGUCAGAGAAUGGUUACCCUGGUAUCCUCAGCUCACCUUACGGGUUCUGGUCAGAGAAUGGUUAUCCUGGUAUCCUCAACUCACCUUACGAGUUCUGGUCAGAGAAUGGUUACCCUGGUAUCCUCAGCUCACCUUACGAGUUCUGGUCAGAGAAUGGUUAUCCUGGUAUCCUCAACUCACCUUACGAGUUCUGGUCAGAGAAUGGUUACCCUGGUAUCCUCAACUCACCUUACGAGUUCUGGUCAGAGAAUGGUUACCCUGCUCACGCUUACGGGUUCCGGUCAGAGAAUGGUUACCCUGGUAUCCUCAGCUUCACCUACGGGUCUGGUCAGAGAAUGGUUAUCCUGUGUAUCCCUCAACUAACCUUUACGAAGUUCUGGUCAGAGAAUGGUAACCCUGGUUACCUCAGUCUCACCUACGAGUUCUGGUCAGAGAAUGGUUAUCCUGGUAUCCUCAACUCACCUUACGAGUUCUGGUCAGAGAAUGGUUACCCUGGUAUCCUCAACUCACCUUACGAGUUCUGGUCAGAGAAUGGUUACCCUGGUAUCCUCAGCUCACCUUACGAGUUCUGGUCAGAGAAUGGUUACCCUGGUAUCCUCAGCUCACCUUACGGGUUCCGGUCAGAGAAUGGUUACCCUGGUAUCCUCAGCUCACCUUACGGGUUCCAGUCAGAGAAUGGUUACCCUGGUAUCCUCAGCUCACCUUACGGGUUCCGGUCAGAGAAUAGUUACCCUGGUAUCCUCAGCUCACCUUACGGGUUCUGGUCAGAGAAUGGUUACCCUGGUAUCCUCAGCUCACCUUACGGGUUCCGGUCAGAGAAUAGUUACCCUGGUAUCCUCAGCUCACCUUACGGGUUCUGGUCAGAGAAUAGUUACCCUGGUAUCCUCAGCUCACCUUACGGGUUCCGGUCAGAGAAUGGUUACCCUGGUAUCCUCAGCUCACCUUACGGGUUCCGGUCAGAGAAUGGUUACCCUGGUAUCCUCAGCUCACCUUACGGGUUCCGGUCAGAGAAUGGUUACCCUGGUAUCCUCAGCUCACCUUACGAGUUCUGGUCAGAGAAUAGUUACCCUGGUAUCCUCAGCUCACCUUACGAGUUCUGGUCAGAGAAUAGUUACCCUGGUAUCCUCAGCUCACCUUACGAGUUCUGGUCAGAGAAUAGUUACCCUGGUCAUUCCCAGGACAUCUCGUAUUCCAUCUCAUCAGGGGAUCCAGAUGGUUAUUUCACCAUGGACUCUACCUCCGGGGCGCUCCGUUCCUCUGUCCCUCUGGAUCACGAGGCCUGUCCCAGUCUCGACCUGGAAGUCCAGGCUCGCUACGGCUCGCCGCCCGCCUACGGAACCACACGCGUACGCAUCACCAUCUCAGACGUCAAUGACAACUACCCCUCCUUCCUUCCCUCCUCCUCCGAAUCCCUCCUUCUCCCGGAGGUGACUAAAAUGGGAACGGUGGUGUACCGUGUUCAGGCCACCGACCGGGACUCUGGUCCAAACGGUCAGCUGAGUUUUGACCUGGUCUCGAUCGGCACGGGGGGCAGUAGCGGUCAAAGGAUGUUUGGCGUGGACCGGGGAAGCGGGGAGCUGAAGCUGAUUGGUGGACUGAACUAUGAAAGUGUUCCGCGCUACGACCUACAGGUGGUAGCUAAAGAUGGUGGAGCCCCCCAGCUCAGCUCUACCUUCACGUUAGUUGUACAUGUCCAGGCUCAGGAUGCGCAGGGCCCCGCAUUCGACACGCUAACCUACCGCGUGGAGCUACAGGAGAACACGCCUCUAAAGACACGCUUCCUACAGGUCCGCGCCCUUAACAGAGAGGCUGCUGGGAACGGCGGUAGCUCCGCCUCUUCCUCCUCCUCUUCCUCGGUGUCGUACAGACUGCAUCCGGACGGUGACGCGGCAGGGUUCGGGAUUGCCCCAGAUAGUGGGUGGUUGUAUGUUCGUAGCUCUCUGGACCGGGAGGCUAAGGACAUGUAUCUAUUGACGGUGUUGGCUACCUCUGGACCGGGAGGGCAGGUGAGGAACACAGCAGGCGUGGCUGGGGCGGGCAGGACUGGCAGUGCCACGGUGAGGGUCUCUGUGACGGAUGAGAACGACAACAGUCCCCGUCUGAGUCAGGAGAGGGUGUUUCUUGCUGUGAGAGAGAACCUUCCGCCGGGUACGGGGUUUGGCCACGUGUCGGCUACCGACAGAGACGCAGGACUGAACGCCAGACUGACCUUCAGACUCCUGCACACUGACAGACACUUCCAGAUCAACGCAAACACAGGUGAGAUCAGUACUAGGUUAUCUCUAGACAGAGAGCAGCAGUCUAGCUAUCAGCUGGUGGUUGUGGUACAAGACGGAGGCACGCCCCCUCGCAGCGCUACGGGUACUGCCCACAUCACCGUAUUGGAUGAGAACGACAACGCCCCUGUCUUUAGCCACGCCCACCCCGACAGGGAACUGCUCAUACAGGUGAUGGAGGAAUCCCAGCCUGACUCAGUCUUGGGGACAGUAACAGCUAAAGAUCCUGAUGAGGGAGAGAACGGAACAAUCCAUUACUCACUGUCAGGUUCCAGAGUGGAGUGUUUCUCAUUGAACCCCACCACAGGAGAACUGCGUUACUCGUCCUCUCUGAGACACGGUGAGAUGACUGAGUACAACCUGACGGUGUCGGCUUCUGACCUCGGCACACCUCCACACACCUCUACCUGUCCCCUACGCAUUCAGGUUCUGAGCUCCAGUAAGUCUUCAGCUAAGAACACUCUCUCCAUGACUCUCAACUCAGUGGAGGGCGUUGCCCCAGGCUCUGUCAUUGGUUCUGUCCGGUCACAUGACCAGAGUGACACGCUGUCGUUGGACGGCCAGGUGACGUACGUGGUGGUGGACGGGACGGACCGGAAGGGGACGUUCAUGGUUGACCGUGUUACGGGAGACGUGUACCUGGUCAGAGAACUGGACUAUGAGGAAGGGGAUAGGUACACUCUGCAUGUGGAGGUAUCAGAUUUCACGCUGGCGUACCCCAGCAGUCACAGAGUACAGCUGGACAUUAACGUCCAAGACAGCAAUGACCACGCCCCCCAGUUCACCGAGGACCCCGUUACCAUAGUGAUACCAGAGAACACCCAGCCGGGAGCCUCCAUCUACACCUUCCAGGCUGCUGAUAAGGACGGCAGCGGUCCCAACAGCGAACUGCGUUACUCCAUCCAGCACCGCUGGCCUGACUCCCUUCACCUCCUGACCCUUGACCCUUCCACUGGGGUCCUGACCUUGGGUCAGGAGUUAGAUCACGAGACCACGUCUUCCCUCUACCUGGUUGUCAGGGCGACCGACCAGGCGGAGGACGUGUCCUCGCGGCGCUGGGGGUCAGUGACGGCCCGGGUGUUUGUGACGGACGAGAAUGACAACGCUCCCGUGUUCAGCUCAUCCUCCGCCGUCAGUGUCAUGGAGGACCAGCCUGUCGGGUUCGUGGUUGUGUACGCGAUGGCUCGUGACGAGGAUGAGGGAGAGAACGGACGAGUGUCCUACAGCAUCCAAUCAGGGAACAGCGCUGGACGUUUCAGCCUGAACCCCAACACCGAGCUGCUCCAGUAUGCAUUCACAGAGCUGCUCCAGUGUGCAUUCACAGAGCUGCUCCAGUAUGCAUUCACAGAGCUGCUCCAGUGUGCAUUCACAGAGCUGCUCCAGUAUGCAUUCACAGAGCUGCUCCAGUAUGCAUUCACAGAGCUGCUCCAGUAUGCAUUCACAGAGCUGCUCCUGUAUUCAUUCACAGAGCUGCUCCAGUAUGCAUUCACAGAGCUGCUCCAGUAUGCAUUCACAGAGCUGCUCCAGUAUACAUUCACAGAGCUGCUCCGGUAUGCAUUCACAGGGCUGCUCCAGUAUGCAUUCACAGAGCUGCUCCAGUAUGCAUUCACAGAGCUGCUACGGUAUUCAUUCACAGAGCUGCUCCAGUAUGCAUUCACAGAGCUGCUCCAGUAUGCAUUCACAGGGCUGCUCCAGUAUUCACUCACAGGGCUGCUCCGGUAUGCAUUCACAGAGCUGCUCCAGUAUGCAUUCACAGGGCUGCUCCGGUAUGCAUUCACAGGGCUGCUCCGGUAUGCAUUCACAGGGCUGCUCCAGUAUGCAUUCACAGAGCUGCUCCAGUAUGCAUUCACAGAGCUGCUCCAGUAUGCAUUCACAGAGCUGCUCCAGUAUACAUUCACAGAGCUGCUCCAAUAUGCAUUCACAGAGCUGCUCCAGUAUAUAUUCACAGAGCUGCUCCAGUAUACAUUCACAGAGCUGCUCCAGUGCUCUCUGUCCAUUCUGAAGGCUCUAGAUCGUGAGGACCAGGAAGUGUUUAACCUGACCAUCAUAGCUGAGGAUCAUGGGAUGCCCCAGCUGUCCACCAGUCAGGUUCUGUCUGUCCACGUGAUUGAUGUGAACGAUGAGCCGCCGCUUUUCCAGGGGGAGGAGCUAGAGGCGGAGGUCAGAGAGAACCAGGAAGCGGGAACCACGGUGAUCACCAUCACGGCAACGGACAGAGACCAAGGUUCUAAUGGCCAGGUGACAUAUGGAGGUGUAACAGAGGAAGGCUUCACCAUCAACCCUGUGACAGGGGUCAUCAGCACUACCAAGACCCUGGACAGAGAGACUCAGGACCACUACACACUCACAGUGUCUGCCAGGGACGGGGGCCUGCCUCCUAACUUUGCCAAGGUGGUGGUGCGUGUGUUGGUGCAGGAUGAGAACGACAACGUGCCGGUGUUCGCCAGGCCCUGGUACGGCCUAGAGGUCCCUGAGAGCCAGAGCCCCGUGGAGCUGUGUAUUGUCAGGGCUGCUGACGCAGACACGGGACCCGCUGGAGACAUAGAGUACAGGAUCACUGCUGGAGACCCAGACGGAGACUUCCAACUCCAUGUCAGUACAGGGGCCCUGUCCACGUCUCGUCCCCUGGAUCGGGAGCUGCGGGCAGGGUACAACCUGGAGGUGGUGGCCCUGGACCGUGGUUCUCCUGCUCUGAGCAGCACAGCCACAGUGGAGGUGACGGUGCUGGAUGUAAAUGACAACAGUCCAUCCUUCAGCAGCAGCAGCUACACCGUAGACGUCUCAGAGGACGCUGCCCAGGGAACUACAGUCUUAGAGGUCACGGCCACAGACGCAGACGAGGGGGAGAACGGGAAGGUUCUGUAUUUCCUGAGUCGAGAGGCGAGGGGCGCUUUCACCGUUGACGAAAACACUGGGCGUAUCACAACGGCGUCGCCGGUGGACCGGGAGAAGAGGGCGUCGUACAGCUUCCAUGUGUUCGCUGUGGACCUGUCACCUGCAGAGCCCAGAAACACCUCAGCUCAGGUCACAGUGACAAUCCUGGACAUAAACGACAACGCUCCAUUCUUCAUCCAAGACCCCCUCGUCGUCGAGGUCUCGGCCAGCCAAUCACAUCGGGUCCUGGCCACCAUGCGGGCCGAGGACAAGGACUUUGGUGCCAACGGUUCUGUGUUCUACCGUUUCGCCGGUCCGGUGAGGGGUUUCAGCAUCAACUCCCUAACAGGAGAGAUCCAGGGGACGGAGGGGAUAGACAGGCUGAAUCAGGCCCAGAGGACCCUCAUGGUGGAGGCUAUGGACCAGGGAACCCCGGCCCAGUCCAGCCUGGGGGUGGUGGUGGUCUAUGUGAAGGAACAGGUGUAUACAGGCAUCAGGUUCUCAAGGAACGCCAGAGAUGUCAGCAUACAGGAGAAUGCCGCCAAAGGUACGUCUGUAGCUCAGGAUCAGGCCGAGUACCCUGAUGGAACAAGAAGAGGGAUCAGCUAUAGCCUCUUCUCUGGAAACAGACUGCAGGCCUUCAGCAUCGGCACUAGCACAGGUGAAAUCUGGGUUCAGAGGUCGUUGGGUCUGGACUUUGAGGACACUCCCCGACUCCGCCUGGUAGUGAAGGCUGAGACGGCUUCGUCCAGCUCCUUCAUGGCCGUUAACCUGAUCCUGCAGGACAUCAAUGACAACCUGCCUCGCUUCCAGCUCCAGAACUACGUAGCCUACAUGAGAGAGGCCCAGGGUUACGACGUGCCAAUCAUACAGGUGGUGGCAGAGGACGUGGACCAGGGGCAGAACGGUCAGGUGACUUACUCUAUCCAAUCAUCGGGAGGCAUGAGCGGCCUGUUCAAGAUCAACCCUGUCACAGGAAGCAUCACCACCGCCGCCAUCAUGGACAGAGAGAUCUGGACUAAGACCAGGCUGGUCGUCACAGCGACGGACAGGGGCAGCCCGCGAUUGGCCGGUUCGGCCACACUCACAGUGAUCAUCGUAGACCUCAACGACAACAGUCCAACAAUCCCUCUGCCCCGGGAGGUCCGCAUUCCUGAGAACACCCUGAUCGGCACAGAGAUCACCUCGGUAACGGGUAAUGACGUAGACUCCAGCCCGGCCCUGUCCUACAGCCUCCAGCUGGACGGGUCGUCCCAGGGGAAGUUUGGGAUUCACCGCUACAGUGGUGGGGUGUCUCUGACCGCCCCUCUGGACUACGAGGACAGGACCUGGUACACACUGACCGUCAGGGCUACUGACUCCCAACACCAGACUGAGGCUAAUAUCACCAUAUUGGUGGAGGACGUCAAUGACAACGCUCCUGCGUUCACACACGAUCUAUACCAGGUUACACUGCCAGAACAUUCCCCGCCAGGCAGUCCCGUUGUCACGGUGACGGCGACUGACCGUGAUUCGGGUGAGAAUGGAAAGGUCACCUACAGAGUGACGUCGUCAACGCGAGGUGGCUUCUACGUCGACCCCAGCAACGGCACCCUGUUCAUCAGGGAGAGGGCAGAGUUUGACCCAGAGAACCCGUCCGUCAGCGUGGUCAUCGAGGCCUGUGACGGGGGAUCCCCGCCCCUCUCCUCCGUCACCACAGUACAGGUCCAGCUAUCAGACGUCAACGACAACGCUCCUGUCUUCCACCAAUCAGAGUACAGGGCGACGGUGUUGGAGGACUCCAUCCCCGGGGCGACCAUCCUGACCCUGGAGGCCAUGGACGCUGAUUUCUCUCGGGACAACUGCGGCUUCGACUUCGCCAUUGCCAAUGGCAACACUGGGAACGUCUUCCAGAUCGAGAGCAGCGUGCGCUUCCUGGAAGGGCGGGGCUUCCAGACCGUAGGGACGCUCCUAUUGGCCGAGGUGCUGGACUUCGAGGCUGUGCCCCUCUAUAACCUGACGGUGGUGGUGUCGGACAGAGGGGUUCCACAGCGGAGUUCUAGCGUUGCCGCGGUGAUAACCGUUGGCGAUGUAAACGAUAACCCGCCGGCAUUCGGCAGGGCGGAGUACGCCGUGUCACUGAGUGAAGGAGCGGGCGCCGGGACGGAGAUAAUACGACUCACUGCCACAGACCCAGACUCGGCCCCCAACGCAGAGGUCAAGUACAGCAUCAGCUCAGGCGAUGAGAUGGACCUGUUCAUGAUCGACCAGUGGACCGGGGCAAUGCGGUUACAGCGACAGCUCGACCGCGAGCACCAGUCCUCCCACGUGGUCAUCGUCCAGGCCACGGAUGGCCACGGUCAUGUCGCCCUGACCCCGAUCAGCGUAGAGGUCAAAGAUGUGAAUGAUAACAGACCGUUCUUCCCCAUCGAGACUCUGACGGCUAGCAUCAGAGAGAACCAGCCGGUCAACUCAGCCGUGACCAUACUCCACGCCAUAGACCACGACACUGGGAUGUACGGCCAGCUGAGAUACUACAUGGUGGAGCGAGGUCAAGGGUCAGGAAUUACAGGGCGAGAGGCCUUCACCGUGGACCAGAGUUCAGGAGAGGUCAGGGCUAAGAUGACUUUUGACUUUGAGAAGGUAAACUCAUUUAAUUUUGUUGCUCUGGCGAUGGACGCCGGUAACCACUCGGCCACGGUGACGGUCCAGGUGUACGUGACUGGUGAGGAUGAGUACGACCCACUAUUCGUCUCCCCAGAGUUCUCCUUUGAGGUUCCAGAGGGGGCGAAGAGGGGCCAAAGCAUCGGACAGGUCCAGGCAAACGACGAGGACGGAGGUGUAGACGGUAUCGUCCUCUUCUCGCUCCCAAGCCCCUCCCUGUACUUUGACGUCAACAAAACAACCGGGGUGGUUUUCCUCAAGAUGGACGGGUCUUCUAGUCGCAGCAGCAGCAGCGGGUUAGGGGGGCGGUCCAAAAGGGAGACCAGGACCAUGACUCUGGACGUUCACGCCCACAGCCCUCUGGACACGUCCCGGGUCACCACGGCCCAGCUUACCAUCGAUGUGACCAACACGUCCUUCGGCCUGGGGGCAGACCUCAACGUCCUGCUGAUUAUCAUCAUCGCCGUGUCCCUGGGGGUCGUCGUGCUACUGGUGGUCAUGGCUGUGGUCAUCUUCCUGGUCAAGUCAAAGAGACGCAGGAAGAACAAAGGACGGGACAACAGUACCGUCGCCUCGGGAACCACUCUGCAGAAACUGGACGAUUCCAAAUCUGGAGGAUCUGAGAGGAUCUAUCAUCAGACGUUACCAGGGUACGCCGGCGACCAAGGUGGAGCAGGGGCCGGGCCCUACCCCCGGGGGGGUUCCCUUGACCCCUCACACUCCAGCGGGCGUGGUUCAGCCGAGGCGGCGGAGGACGAUGAGAUCAGGAUGAUCAACGAGUACCCCCGCGUAGCGUCCAUCUCCUCGUCCAUGCAGGAGCACAUGUCAGCCCGCGGGCCGGACUCUGGCAUCCAGCAGGACGCUGACCAGCUGUCGGACAUCUCCUGUGAGCCGGCCGCCCUGGAAGGAAGCACCUGGUUCAAAGGCAAGAAGCUGGGAGGGAGUCUCAGUGGAACCAUGCUGUCUGGACAGCUACCUGUCUACAGAGACGAGCUGGGAGGAGGGUAUCUGGGGGUGGGGAGGGGACUCAAUAUCUCCCAUCCUAAAGAGUACGCCUUCCCAGAGGAUGGGAAGCCCUUGGUGGACGGGUCUCUGACAGCCAUAGUGGCCAGUGACGAAGAGCUAAGGGGCAGUUAUAACUGGGACUACCUGCUCAACUGGUGUCCUCAGUUCCAACCACUAGCCAACGUCUUCACAGAGAUAGCCAGGCUCAAAGACGAGACAGCCCCACAGAACCAGACCAACCCACGCCAGCCCUUACAGCCCAAAGCCAAGACGGACCCCAAGCCUCGCAUCGACCCACCGCCCCUCAUCACCGCCGUCGCCCACCCUGGGGCCAAGUCCGUCCCCCCGAAGGUCCCUGUUAUCGGACGCACCUUCCCCCACCUGGCCACCCUACGACGGUCCCCCAUCAGCCACGAGGGCUCCAUCUCCUCAGCAGCCAUGUCCCCCAGCUUCUCCCCCUCUCUCUCCCCUCUCGCCGCCCGCUCCCCCGCCGUCUCCCCCUUCGGAGUAACCCAGGGCCCCUCGACCUCCAUGAUCAGUACCAGGGAUCCCAUGCUGGACCACAGCCCCGAUCACGAGAUGAGGAUCUGAGGAUGACGUUGUUUUAGUUUUUUUUUUUAGAGACGUUUCUAUAAUUUAUGUUUUUAUCACAUGACAAAGUAAAGGGUGCUGAGAUCUGGAUGUUAUAUCAGCUCCUAUGACACGUGAGGAAGUUGAACGAAGUGUUUUCGGGCUUCAGAGACAUGCUUCUCUGAUGUAGUUUCUUCAGAUGAGUUUUAGGCCGUAUUUCUUCAAAGCGGAAGAGGAAUAUAGCGUGGGAACAUUUUGUAUUAGUGAGACCGAGUGAUUGCCAAGAUGAGGCUCGAGAAGAUGAACACUAAUAUUAUGAGAUAGGUCACAUUCACCCUCUUUUCUGAAGGGGACAUGUGGAUUAUCAUUUUCUACAGGAUGUCAUUUCUCACCUCAGAUAUCCCUCUAUGGAGUGGUGGUCCGUGUUGUGGGGUAGGGGAGGUUCGCAUUGACAACAGACCAGCCCUCUCCUCCCCUACUUGUACAUCAUGACGCAGGCCUCUGAGAAUUGCUACAGGGUUAGGAGAUUACCCAACCUCUCGGCAUCGAACAACCAUGACUUGGAUCCAACCCUGCAGCUGCAGCUGCAGACUGACCCUCCCUUCAGACAGAGGUCCUUAGUAGAGAUAAACUGACGUAUCGGCUGCAGACUGACCCUCCCUGCAGACAGAAGGCCCUCAUUAGAGAUAAACUGACGUAUCGGCUGCAGACUGACCCUCCCUGCAGACAGAAGGCCCUCUGUCAUGAAGUCCGUAGACACAGUAGAUUUUCAGUAGUUUUCAGGUCACUCCUCGCUGGCUGGUCAGAGAGAUAAAGGAUUCCACUAUUCCUCUCUGUGACUUCCGUCUCUUCACAUUCUAGAUCUCAAUUAAAGUUGAGAUCUAGAAUGUGACCAGUGUUCCGUUGUGGUGUUCUCACAAACAAAAUGACUGCUUUACAUAACAGACAAAAUGGCUGCUUACAUAACAGACAAAAUGGCUGCUUACAUAACAGACAAAAUGGCUGCUUUCAAAAUGGCUGCCGUUUCCCCUUCUGUGGAUCCAAUGGACCAAGUACACGUGUGUUGAAAAAGACAUUAUACACUAGCCAGUGUUUUGUACGUUGGAAACGGGGACUGAGGCUCAUGUUUUACUUUGUUGCUAGGGAAGACGCAUUAUUUUCUCUUUGGUUGUAUUUUUUAUAUAUUUUUAUAUUGACCUUUGAUUUCUGAUGUGAAUUGCCAGGUUAUCGUUUCGUUCCAUUUAGAUAUAUGUAUAUUUGUAUGGAUGUGUAUGUACGCUAGCCACAUUAUCUAUGUGUUUCCCUGUCAUAGAUUUUAGAGCCACCGUCUUGUGUCUUUGUGUGGACUCGUGACAUUUGUGACGUGAGUGAGUGGGGAACAUUUUGUGUUUUGAUAAUUAUUUAUAUGAAGGAUGUGAACUGCUGGCCAUGUUGACAGCAGGCAACCACGUUCACUUUUCACCAUGCUGUAUUGUAUCUGAAAAAAAACGUUACAUUUUUUUGUCAAAAUGAAGAUCUUCUCAAAAUCCCGGCAAAACUUUGUAAAGACGAUCAGAGAUCAUUGGUCACUCGCCCUCAAACUCUGUGACCAAAACCAGACCUGUUCUCCUUGUUAGUAAACUGUUAUAACUGAUAUGUAGCGGAGGUGAACCGGACUCACGCUCUUGUGAUGAAAAUCUGUGUCACACCGGUCCAAGAGGGAAUGUCCUCUUGGCUUAAUGUUUAAGACGUUGGUUCUCCAUGUCGGAGACCAGGGUUCAGAUCCCGCCUGUGACAUAUACACGAGACUCAGUGUAAGUAAACUGGCUUACACAGCAGCACACAUUCUCUCUGGAAUUCAUGGAGAAUUCCUUUUCCUGUUCACCUCUUGUGUCUUUUGUAUGAAGUGCUUCCGGCUCAACACAAAGGUCAAUGAUGUGAUGUCAUCACUCCGUAUGAUGACUUGUAACUGUGAAGUGGUUCAACUUCAUACCAUAGAAAUACAAUGCAUAGAACAUAGAUUGUAGAAUGGUUAGAAGAGGUUUACACAACUACUUUUAAAGGUAGCAGCUCAAUCAUUUAACUUCAAUUAGACCUGUCACGCUCCCAAAUGAUUGCUUCCAAAAUCAACAUACUGUGUGUUCUAUCUAUGCAUUCUAUUUCUAUGGUUUCAGUGCUACAGUUCUAGAUCUGUUGUUAGAUGUGUUUUACCAGGAGGUAGGGUAGGUAUAGAGGAGGUUAUCCAGGGUCCAUGUGUUUCUCUCAUCACCACACCCUCUGUGUCCUCUCCACGCUCCCAUUGUUGGGGCUCCGUCCUGGACAUCUGUUACCCUAGCAGGCCAGAGGCACACAGCUUUACCGCAACACUAAAUGUGUCCCAAAUGGCACCCUAUUCCCUGUAUAAUGCACUACUUUUGACCAGAGGGUUCUGGCCAGAGGGUUCUGACCAGAGGGUUCUGUUCAGAGAGUUCUGACCAGAGGAUUCUGUUCAGAGGGUUCUUUUCAGAGAGUUCUGUUCAGAGGGUUCUGACCAGAGGGUUCUGACCAGAGGGUUCUGUUCAGAGAGUUCUGUUCAGAGGGUUCUGACCAGAGGGUUCUGUUCAGAGAGUUCUGUUCAGAGGGUUCUGUUCAGAGAGUUCUGCUCAGAGGGUUCUGUUCAGAGGGUUCUGACCAGAGGGUUCUGACCAGAGGGUUCUGUUCAGAGGGUUCUGACCAGAGGGUUCUGACCAGAGGGUUCUGACGAGAGGGUUCUGUUCAGAGAGUUCUGUUCAGAGGGUUCUGACCAGAGAGUUCUGUUCAGAGGGUUCUGUUCAGAGGGUUCUGUUCAGAGGGUUCUGACCAGAGGGUUCUGACCAGAGGGUUCUGUUCAGAGGGUUCUGUUCAGAGGGCACUAUAUAGGUAAUAUGGUGCCAAUUGGGACACACAGACUGUCUUCUCCAGAUUACUCUUCCUGUUGUUUAGUUCAGUCUCUGUUGAGUCAGUAAGGGGUGAUCAGCAGCAAUGUAAUGCUCUCCUGUUCCUCACAUGCCGCUUUCAAGUCAACUGGGAACUCGGAUCCUCGGGAAUCUCAGACUUCCAAACUCAGUGCGUUCAAAACAACUGGGAACUCUUAAAAAAAAAAAAAGAGCUCCGAUCUGGGGAAAAAAAUCAUCCAACGUAGAAUUCCAAGUCAGAAACUCGGGCAUCUUUCUAGACCUUUGACUUUCCGACCUGAAGAUCACUGACGUCAUGAUUCUACAUAGGUUUUUUCCCCGAGUUACCAGUUGUCUUGAAAAGCACCAUACGGGAUAGUUUGGUUAACUCCGCUGUGCUGCAUGCCUGAUGAUAUCAUGUUACCAUACCAACAACUGUCUGCUUGCCCCUCGCUAACCUGGCUCUAACUCUGUCAGCCCACUAAAUGGGCGGCAGGUAGCCUAGUGGUUAGAGCGUUGGGCCACUAACCGAAAGGUUGCUGGAUCGAUUCUCUGAGCUGACAAGGUAAAAAAUCUGUUGUUC